This is a messenger RNA of Sapajus apella (tufted capuchin), 3359 nucleotides long. It is a transcript of the gene AMN, whose product is annotated as amnion associated transmembrane protein. The transcript is spliced from 12 exons. Gene Ontology annotation, biological process: receptor-mediated endocytosis; intracellular protein localization. Gene Ontology annotation, cellular component: endocytic vesicle; apical plasma membrane. Lineage: Eukaryota; Metazoa; Chordata; Mammalia; Primates; Cebidae. Bases 714 to 2135 code for a protein of 473 amino acids. The record is from RefSeq and is a predicted model, not a curated record.
GGAGGGGGCGUGGGAGAGGAGGGGGUCCGGGAGCCUCCACCAGCCUCGGCCUCCAGAGGCUCCUGCCCUCGCGGCUUUUCCGUCUGCGAAAUGGACGCGGUCCCCAGACGCUGCGGAGAGCAGCGAGUGAGCGUGUGGGAGUCUGCGGGGCUGGGCAGCCUGCCUCAGUUUCCCGGUCCCCGAGGGAGCACUGAGCCCUCCCCCAACCCUUAACACCAGGCAAGCGCGUGUCCCUGGCGCCCACUUCCAACGCCGGAAAAAAUUCAGUCCAUUCCCUGUCCCUCUUCCCUGGGCCCCUGGGGGCUCCCUCAGGACAACCCCACCCACCCUGUUCACGGCCGGCCUCACCUGGUCCUGCGGCCCCCAGCCCUUUCUUACUUCUCAUGCCCGGAGGCGCUUUCUGCCGCAGCUCUUCCCGGCCCAGGUAGGACUCCUCCAGGAAGCCUUCCUGAUUCCAAGGCCGAGGAAGAGGUCUGCGCUGCCCCAUCCUCCUCAUUGCCCCGGUUGUCACUGUCCUGGACAACCCUGUCCUCUGCUCCAGCGCCAGGCAAACGGGGGGCAGAACGGGAAGACGAUCUAGGCAGGCGUCCUUAGGGCAAGGCUGAGCGGGCUCUGCAGAUACAAUAGAAGUCCCUCGGAGAGUGCCCGGGCCGGGCGCCCACAGUCUGGCCUGACGCCGGGAGGGACCAGGGCCUGGGCCUGGGCCGCGGGGGAUGGAGCUCCUAUGCGUCCGGACGGGGUGGCCCGCGCGGACCCUCCGCAGCUCUCUGGCACUGACCCAGGCGGCCUCCAAACUCUGGGUCCCCAACACCGACUUCGAGGUCGCAGCCAACUGGAGCCAGAACCGGACCCCGUGCGAGGGCGGCGCCGUCGAGUUCCCGGCGGACAAGAUGUUGUCAGUCCUGGUGCGAGAAAGUCACGCCGUCUCAGACUUGCUCCUGCCGCUGGAUGGGGAACUCGUCCUGGCUUCAGGAGCCGGAUUCGGCAUCUCAGAUGCGGGCUCGCACUGGGGCUGUGGAGCCGGCAACCCUGCGGUCUUCCGCGACCCUGACCGCUUCUCCUGGUAUGACCCGCACCUGUGGCGCCCCGGGGACGAGGCACCUGGCCUCUUCUCCGUGGACGCCGAGCGCGUGCCCUGCCGCCACGACGACGUCGUCUUUCCGCCCAGUGCCUCCUUCCGCGUGGGGCUCGGCCCUGGCGCUGGCCCCGUGCGAGUCCGCAGCAUCUCGGCUCUGGGCCGGACGUUCACGAGCGACGAGGACCUGGCUGCUUUCCUGGCGUCCCGCGCGGGCCGCCUGGGCUUCCAUGGGCCGGGCGUGCUGAGCGUGGGCCCGGAGGACUGCGCCGACCCGUCGGGCUGCGUCUGCGGCAACGCGGAGGCGCAGCCGAGGAUCUGCGCCGCCCUGCUCCAGCCCCUGGGCGGCCGCUGCCCCCAGGCCGCCUGCCACGGCGCCCUCCGGCCCCAGGGCCAGUGCUGCGACCUCUGCGGAGCUGUAGUGUUGCUGACCCACGGCCCCUCAUUUGACCUGGAGCGGUACCGGGCACGGGUACUCAGCACCUUCUUGGGCCUGCCUCAGUACCAGGGGCUGCAGGUGGCCGUGUCCAAGGUGCCACGCUCGCCCCGGCUCCGCGAGGCCGACACGGAAAUCCAAGUGGUGUUGGCAGAAAUGGGGCCCGAGACGGGCGGCGCGGGGCGGCUGGCCCGGGCCCUCCUGGCAGAUGUCGCUGAGCACGGCGAGGCCCUCGGCGUCCUGGCGGCGACCAUGCGGGAGUCUGGCGCGCACGUCGGUGUCGGCUCCGCGGCUGGACUGGCGGGCGGCGUGGCGGCCUCGCUGCUGCUGGCGCUGCUGGUGCUGCUGGUGGCGCUGCCGCUGCUGCGCCGCGCGGGGAGGCUCAGGUGGAGGAGGCGCGAGGAGGAGGUCCCGGCCGGGGCGCCCCUGGGCUUCCACAACCCAGUGUUCGACGUGGCGGCUUCCAAGGAGCCGUCCUGCCCCAAGGAUGCCCCCUGCUCAGGUUCAACACUCCAGCAGCAGCAUUCCGUGACCUUCAAGUUACCCAGGAAAGUGUCCACUGGCAAGGUGUCUCCUUCACUGCCUUUUGGAGCUCAGCCACUUCUGGGGACCAGACACAGGUGACACGUUAUCACAUCCAGACGGACUGCUGGGAACUUUAAAACUGCCGUCUUCUGUUUUAUUGACAGGUAAAUUGUUCAAAAAUGUUCUCACGAUUCAAUAAUUACAAAGACUCAGACUUACAUUAAAAAAGUAAAAACCAGAACCCCCCUGCAGGUGCCCGUCCAGCAGAAGGCCCAGGAGGGCAGUGGGGUGGGCAGGGCUGGCGGAGCUGGGCCAGUCAGUGCCAACUUGGGGAAGGGCACAUCCUGAACAGCCUUGCCAAGCAGCCGACCAGUGGGAGGACAGGGGAGGCCCGGCCCAAGCUGCGGAGAAGCUGUGUCUGCCGCAACAGUUAACCACAAGCCUCUGAUGACACAGGGCCACAGAGCUGGGCACUCAACAUCUGACACAAAGAAGGGUGAGGUGAAACACGCGCGAAGGGCAUCGCUGUGCCGUGGGCCAGGGCCAGUGUGCACGAGUGUGUUGGGUGGGUCUACGUGAUCAUAAGGGCUACUAAUCACCAGGGCUCCAUGCGGGGGCGGGGGGUGGGUGGGGUGGGGUGUCCCAGUGGCUGCAGCGUGGCUCCCUGGGGCUCUGGCCUCCUCUCAGCCCAGCAGGCCACAGGGCCUGCCUGCACCACGACACUUGCUGGUUUUAUGGCAGGAGGCAGAAGCCUUUGAAGCGACUGGAAAGCAGAGCAUAGCAGACUUCACAGUAGUAGAUACUGGUGACACUUCAUGGCUGUGACCCAGAAUGAACUUGACGCACACAGGACGCAGGGUGUCACUGGUCCCGGGCCUCUGUCCAUGACCAGGUGGUCAGCAGCACUUCUGCAGCUGACUAUGCAAUGGCUAAAUGAAUAAAAAGGCCACAAACUAACCUCCACUUUCCUCUGUCUUCAAAAUUCUAGUGACACUGGGAAUGCUAGACGACCUCUUACUAUUCUGCUAAGGUCCUAGGGUUUCAGGAACUAGGGAAAGACUGGGUACUGAGGCUGUGUCCCCAGCUGUCUGCUUCCAAAGCAGCUGUACUACGACGGGUUUCUGCUGAGGAAGUGGCGUUAGCAGGGCCCCACACGCCUUCUCGGGCUGUCAGGGGUGGGAGAGGGACUGUGUGGGGUCCUUCAUGUGCAGACGGGACGUGUCGCCUCACAGCUGUGCAGACGAACGGAUCUGGUCUACUGCCACAAACAAUGCGGCAUAAAACUGAUCAAUAUUAUAAUAAAGAUUUGUCUUCAUCUCCGUA